AUGCCUCGUAGGUGGUACCAGUCAAUCGCUCCUAUCCAGUUACAUGGACGACCGAGGUAUAAGAAAUACUUCCCAUGGCGCAUCUCGUUGUACGGGCAAGCCCCAUUGCUGCCAACUUUUAUGACAAGGGAUUUAGACCUUGUAAACUUGGUCUUAUCUUCCUCUUCUUCUAUUGAGAUCUCAUCCAUGCAACUGGAACCACUGCCGGAUCUCGCUCUCGCACAUCGUGGCAACAUGGAUCAUGAGAUAAAUGUGACAUUCGUACGAGAUGUGGGGCGUAGAUCAGGUCAAAGAGUCGUGGCUGAGCAGCGGGAGAUCGGCGGUGAUGCAUCGUAUUUUUUACAUAGUGUGUCGUAUUGGGUAGCUUUGCUUGCGGUGCACAAAACUCCGUAUUCUGGCAACACUUCCGGCUUGGCUUAUCAAAUCGGCUCAUCGCUCACAUCGCCAAGGAAGAAAUCCUCCGACAGGCGCCUUUCUUGCUUCUACACCGCCAAGGUUCCACCAUUCCAAAGCCAUGACCUGGGCAUCCUUGGCGAUGUUGACUCAGAAGUUACACUUUGUGCUACGGCUGUAGCGAUGACAGGACAAGAAAUCGGUGUCGGUUCUCCCGAGCAAGCAGGUCACUCCCUUGUUAUGAUGGAAAUGGCUAGCACUUCGUCCAACGACGCUGUCCGGCCGCUACUCAAACGGGAAUACGAACCGGAAAUCACAACAAGCCAGGCACCAGCAUCCUUUCGAACUGGCGGCCAACAUGGCAUCGUCACUCCGCAUUCUGCUAAUUUACCGUCGCGUCAUCACAUGUUGCUCGGCUUCUUCUCCUCUUCAAGCGUGAUGCUAUUACGCACUCAAUACUGCUGCCUAGCAGCGAAUAUGCAGAUGGCCCUGAUCAGAGAGGCUGGCGGACUUUUGGCGAGUGGCGUCGCUGUUCCUGGAGGCAGAGCUUACUCGCCGAGGCUCAGAGGAGGGAAAUCUGAUGAUUCGAUCUGA
Messenger RNA from Trichoderma harzianum CBS 226.95, 987 nucleotides. RefSeq lists its product as hypothetical. Bases 1 to 987 code for a protein of 328 amino acids. The transcript has 6 exons. Lineage: Eukaryota; Fungi; Ascomycota; Sordariomycetes; Hypocreales; Hypocreaceae. The record is from RefSeq and is a predicted model, not a curated record.